This is a messenger RNA of Cynara cardunculus var. scolymus (artichoke), 546 nucleotides long. Its product is annotated as acyl carrier protein-like. Gene Ontology annotation, biological process: fatty acid biosynthetic process. Gene Ontology annotation, molecular function: phosphopantetheine binding; acyl carrier activity. Lineage: Eukaryota; Viridiplantae; Streptophyta; Magnoliopsida; Asterales; Asteraceae. The record is from RefSeq and is a predicted model, not a curated record. The transcript is spliced from 4 exons. The coding region runs from base 35 to 439 and encodes 134 amino acids.
GCCAUCUGUUAAUCCUCUUCUUGACCUUAAUUCCAUGGCUUCCCUUUCAACUUCAGCCACCCUUCUUCUUCCAUCUAGACUUCAAUCCAACCAGUUCACCAUGGCUGGAAAAAGUAGAGUAAUUGUCAUCCUCAAGUCACACUCAAGAUCAUCCCACUGCUUCAACACCAAAAUUUCAUGUUCUGCUGCUCUACCACAGACUCUCAAAAUAGUGCAGACCACCAUUGCCAAGCAAUUGUCGGUCGAUGAGAACACAGUCGCCCCAGCAACCAAAUUCGCUGAUCUUGGUGCUGACUCUCUCGACACCGUGGAGAUUAUGAUGGCUUUGGAAGAACAGUUUGGAGUCUCGAUUGGAGAAAGUGGAGCUGAGAACAUCUCUACAGUUCAAGAUGCUGCUGAUUUAAUUGAGAAAGUAAAAGCAGCUGAGACGACUAAUUAAUGAAGCUAGUUGGUUAAUUUGUCUGAAUUAUGUCAAGAUUAUUCGUAUCAUCUUUCUUCUUUUUUUCUGGGUUUGAAUCUAGACCACCCAAAGUAGUAAUAAAUGGA